Messenger RNA from Homalodisca vitripennis (glassy-winged sharpshooter), 3543 nucleotides. RefSeq names its product alkaline phosphatase-like. Gene Ontology annotation, molecular function: alkaline phosphatase activity. The coding region runs from base 238 to 2019 and encodes 593 amino acids. The record is from RefSeq and is a predicted model, not a curated record. The transcript is spliced from 10 exons. Lineage: Eukaryota; Metazoa; Arthropoda; Insecta; Hemiptera; Cicadellidae. Gene Ontology annotation, biological process: dephosphorylation.
AAAUUAUACAUUUUUAACCCUACAUUACAGAGAACCUUAAUUCCUCCCCAUUCCGGGUUUAUAUUAUCGUAUUUACUCGAAUAUCUGCUUAUCUCAAGCAGUAAUACAAGUGUUGUACUGAAGACAAAGUGUGAAUGAAGAUAUAAACUGAAAUAGACACGUUCUCUAAGCGAGAAAGUUAAUGGACGAUGGAGUAGAGUUACUGACUCAAAGUGUAUUGAGGCAAAUACGCGGACAAUGGGUGUUGUGCAAAUAGAACCUCGGAACUCGGGGGUCGUUCUCGGGAGUAUGAUCAGUUCGACCACUCCUCAGCAGAUACGAUUGAUAUUGUUCUGGCUUCUCAUCUCGUCUACGUCAUCCAUCUCAAUAGUAACACAGGGUAGACACUUCUGGUAUGAAGAGGCCGGCCGAUCGCUACAGCAGCGUCUCCGUGGCCUCGAUACCCCAACGUCCCGGGAGAGGGCCCGCAGUAUAGUGCUCCUUGUGGGAGACGGGCUUGGACUGUCCACCUCUACCGCUGCCAGAAUAUUCAAGGGCCAGAGACAAGGAGAGUUGGGUGAGGAUCAUCUUCUCUCCUGGGACAAGUUCCCCGCCGUUGCACUUGCUAAGACGUACAACUUGGACGCCCAAAUCGGAGAGUCCAGUGCGUGCGCCACAGCACUCCUGUGUGGGGUCAAGGCGAACUACGAAACUGUGGGCCUGGAUGCUGGAGCCAAAUUCGAGGACUGCUAUUCUACUCUGCAUUCUAAAGUGGAGAGUCUUAUGCUCUGGGCUCAAAGGGAAGGUAAAGCCACGGGCCUGGUGACCAACACGAGGGUAUCGCACGCAACACCAGCCGCCCUGUACGCCCACUCGGCUAGCCGUUACUGGGAGGAUGAUGCCAAGGUGCCACCCAAGGCUAGGAAGACCUGCAAGGAUAUCACCAGGCAACUCAUAGAGGAUGAGCCAGGCAGGAACAUUAAUGUGGUCCUAGGAGGUGGCAGGAGACACUGGUUACCGAAGGUGGCUCGAGAUCCCGAGCAGACUGUGGAGGAGGGACGGCGACUGGACGGCCGCAACCUGAUCGACGACUGGCUCAGGGACAAGAAGAAGAGAGGCCUCAAGGGCGAGUACGUGUGGAACAAACAACAGAUGGACACAGUCAACCCUGCCAAGACUGAUUAUCUGCUGGGUUUGUUUGCCUACUCUCAUAUGGAGUUUGAGGCAGAGCGAGACCAGAGAUCUACCGGAGACCCUUCUUUGGCAGAAAUGACAACUAAAGCACUCAAAAUACUCAUGAAAAACCCGAACGGAUUCUUCUUGUUUGUUGAAAGUGGGAGAAUCGACCACGCUCACCACUACAACAAUCCAUACCGAGCCCUGGACGAGACUCUGGUCCUGGAUGACACUGUCCUGACUGUUCUGUCCACCGUAAACCUUUCUGAUACCCUGCUGGUCCUCACCUCGGACCACUCACAUGUCUUGACAUUAGGAGGACUAGCUACACCCAGAGGAAAUCCUAUUCUAGGAACGGAUCCAAAGCCGUCCGACACAGAUGGACUACCAUAUUCCAGUCUUCUCUACGGUAAUGGACCGGGUCACACGAGUCCCCGAUCCAUACCCUCCAACAGCUCCACUGGGGGUCUUAACGCUGUCCAUAGCGCCGCUGUGCCUCGGCAGUGGGCGACCCAUGGGGGAGAGGAUGUCCCAGUCUACGCACAGGGUCCUCUAGCGAGAGAGCUUUUCAGUGGCACCGUGGAUCAGAGCUAUAUCCCGCAUGCCAUCGCCUAUAUUGCCUGCUUGGGUCCCCACAAGGCUAGAUGUUCUUCAUCUGAAAACGCAACUCGGAGCACUGUGGGGUGUACGGUGACAGAAAGCCCAAAGUCUGGGACAGCGGGAGCAGGAACUGGAGCUGGACUAGUUCUAGCCUCUAGUGUAAUGUCUGAUGACAAUUCUCUUGUCUCUCUCAGCCCUGCACCUUUUCGUUGUUUUAUCAUUUCUCCUCUAAUAUUACUCACACUUCUGUAUGCAAUAACCUAGAAUAUACUAUAGUAUGAAAUACCAUAUCUGUAUAUUUUGUAAACAUCAAGUUUUCUAGACAAAUUUUGUUUUAAAAUUUUUUACAUAGUUACAAUAGUUUUUCUAUGCAAUUUUGUAAACAUUUCAUACAUGGUGAACUUUCACAUGAGAACUCUGUAAUUAGUGUUUAUAUAUAAUAGUUGGACUUUUCAUGAUAUGCUUACUUGGUGGUGCAAUCGGUUUUUCGGUCCAGUUAUUCUUUUUCUAUUAGUCACAGCUCUUUCAGGUAAUACUCAUAAAGACAGGAAAAUAAAAUGAAAAUUUGGCAAUGUAAAAUUUAACAUUAAGAUGAAUUUUAGGAAUCUAAAUUUGGACAAUUUUGUAAUCAGAUAAGAAAAUCGACUGAAAUAGUGAUAUGGAUUUUUACGGUAUGUAUAAAAACCAUUAUAUUUAAUGAAUAACGUUUUAAGGAAAUGACGUCUUUUAAAUUAAAUAUGACUUUUUGUUUGUAUAAAACAUGUCAUAACCCUCAAUCAUAUUUUAAAUACGAUUCAUGCCCUUCUUGCAGUCGUUUUCCUGUUUUCAAAAUAAUCCAAAUUACUACUUUAAAUUGCUAGAAUAUUUUGUGGAGAGUCCAAACACAAUUUUCUAUUUUUAUGACUUCAGGAAAGGGAUCUUAAACGGCUGUAACUAAAAUAUUUUAAAUGGUUUUUGAACAUUAACCUAACUAGUCACGGAUUGCACUUCCUUAGUCACGAGUUAGAAGUGCAAAAAUACAAUCUUUCGGGGCAGUAUUACUGAUUCUGGACAACUUUUUUAGCACAUGUUAAUUGUCGUUAUAGAUAUUCGCUACUCUUUAACUAAUUCCUGAAACACGCAUGGUGAUAUCUUCAAGUGUGAACUUAACCUAAAAUAUUGUAAACUACAGAAGAACGUAAAGCUAGUACAGUGCAUUUCAUUUGCUGAACUGAAUUAAAAAACAAUAACAGAAGUAGCUCGUUGGCUGAUCAUUAUCAGUAAUUACAGGCCUUGCCUAAUCCACAAACUCUUAUAUUAUUCUCUGAACUGUUUCUUCGAUUUUUAAUACUCUCCCCCACUACAAAUCAAUUUUUCCCAAUUUAGGUAUAUUUCGAGACUUCUCCCACUUUUCCGGUACUGACAGAUUGUCUAUAAUGCCGUACUCGUAAUAAAUAUGACAAUCAGUCAACAACACAAAAUCAUUUAUCGACACUGUAAAUACUUCUAUGAUUAUUUAUUUAAAUUUUAAAUAUAAGUGCCUUAUAAUGUCAUAAAUCAUAUACCAUCUUUUCAUACAUAAUGUCUAUCAGUGUGUUUGUAUAUCCUGUCAAUAGUUUUAACCAUUUUUUUUUACACGAACAUAGAUUAUACUAGCAAACGCCUAAGUUAUAGAUUUUUGAAUUGUACAUAUCAUAUAGUAAGAGCAUGUGUGCUGAUGUAUUAUAAUAAUUGUAGGUGUUUAACACACUAUAUUUAAGUUUUUAUGUUAGAGAUUAAGUUAAAUAAAGAGUUUCAAUAUAAAACUGG